GAUUCACUCUUCAUUGCGUUCCUCUUCACGAAGCAAAUACAGCCCUGGCCAUGGUGAAGAUAGCUUCAGCUUCAGCUUCUGCUGAAACCUCUCCAAAAACUGCUCAUAGGAAAACGGCGUUGAGACCAAAAUCGUCGGUGGCCGUGAAACAAAACAGUGCAGCGAAGAGGCCGAAGACGACGGCGGCGGCUAAGAAGAAAGCAUCCAAAUUAGAUGCUAAUAAACCCAAAAAACCUCCCACUGCGUUCUUCUAUUUCUUGGAGGAUUUUCGUAAAGAAUUCCAAGAGCAGAAUCCAGAUGUCAAAUCAAUGCGUGAGGUUGGCAAAGCAUGUGGAGAGAAAUGGAAGAUCAUGACUUAUGAGGAGAAAGUUCAGUAUUAUGAUGUAGCAACUGAGAAAAGAGCAGAGUUUGAGAAAGCUAUGGCUUGCUAUCACCAAAAAAAGGAAAGUGGAGAAUAUGAUGAGUUUGAUGAAGACUCGGAUUUUGAUGAAUGAAUAAGUUUGCAUUUGAUGUAUGACAUAGGAACAAUGGUAGUAGUGAUGGAUAUUUUGUAUAGUGAAUAUCAAAAUUCAAAACAUGUUUUUUUGAAACUG
Lactuca virosa is the source of this 593-nucleotide messenger RNA. NCBI's taxonomy places the organism in Eukaryota, Viridiplantae, Streptophyta, Magnoliopsida, Asterales, Asteraceae. The record is from the annotation of a GenBank genome assembly.